AUGGCGGAUGGAGAUGAAAUCCCUAUCAGAAUCACCAAUGUAGAAUUGGCUAAAAUAGUCAAAGAGCAAAUGGCAGAGAGUAGGGUUGUCAGAGAGGAGAAUAGAGCAAUGAAGAGAGAGUUAGAUAAGUUGAAAGGCCAAAUGAGGAGAGGAGGCCAAGAAGAAGAAGAAGAAGAAGAAGAAGAGCAAGAUCCAGCCGGUCAAGCCAAUAUGCCAGAGGAUCAAAGGGCAAUGCUUGUAGCCCUAGAGAGGGUAGGAGUAAAGGAUAGGAAUGAUAUUCCUUUGUUCCAUGGCAAAUUGGAACCGGAAGAAUGCAUGGAUUGGAUAGAAGUCCACAAAUGUUUUCAGCUUGCCCUCAAGAUUGAGGAAAAACAAAAAAGAAGAGGAGAACAAAGUAAGGGAAGAGGAAACUCAUUCCGUGGAAGAGGUAGGUUCAAUGGGAGAGGAACUUUUCCUAAGUCCCAAGGUGAAAGCAGCAAUCAAAGUACUGAUAAUGAUGCUGGUGGUAGAGGUUCAUUCAGAGGAAGAGGGUCAAAUAAUGGCAGGGGCAGAUCAAGAGGAAGAGGCCCUAAUGUGUUCACCAGAAGGUGCUUCUCAUGUAACCAAGUUGGGCAUCAAUCUUUCAGAUGUCCACAAAAGAAUGACAGCAGCAAUCAAGGAGAUAGAAGGGUACAAUUGAUUCAAGAAGAGGAUUGCCAAAGCAAUUCAUCAUACCAUACAGCUUCAUCCAAGCAUGCUGAUCCAGUGCAAGGAGAAACUCUUAUGUUCAAUAGAUCGCUGUUGGUACCACUCAACAAGGAGCUAGCUCAAAGGAAAUCCUUAUUCCGGACUACUUGCAAGGCAAAGGGUAAAGUAUGCAAGGUAAUUGUUGAUUCCGGCUCUACUGAAAAUCUAGUUUCUUUGGAAAUGGUUACCAAGUUAAAAUUGAAAAGAAUUCCACACCCUACUCCCUAUAAAGUUUCUUGGUUGAAUAAGGAGCAGCAAACUAUUGUGAAUGAACAAUGCUUGGUAGAAUUUGAAAUUGGUGACUAUAAAGAUAAAUUUUUAUGUGAGAUAGUUGAAAUGGAUGCAUGUCAUCUUCUUUUAGGAAGACCAUGGCAAUAUGAUACUAAUGCCCAGCAUAAUGGAAAAACAAAUGUGUUUAAUAUAACAAAGAAUGGUGAAAAUUUUGUCAUGACACCUUUACCGGAUGUAACAAAUGAUUCAGCUGUGUCUAAUAAUAUCAUGGUUGUAAAAGAAAAAGAGUUUUUAGAAGGUCUUAAGGAGGAAAAUCCUCCAUGUUUUGCUGUUGUAAUCAGACCUAAGGAAACUAAUCAUGAGGGCAGGGAAUUGAGUUUAGAGGCCAAAGAAAGUACUUGUCCUAAGGUUGUAAUUGAUUUGCUGAAUAAGUAUGAUGGUAUUAUUGCUGAUAGUACCAAUGAGUCUCUUCCACCAAAGAGGUCAAUAAGCCAUUGUAUUGAUUUGAUUCUGGGUGCUACCUUACCUAAUAAAGCAGCAUAUAAACUAACUCUUGAACAAAAUGCUGAAGUUGCAAGACAAAUCCAAGAGUUGUUAGACAAAGGUUACAUAAGAAAAAGUAUUAGCCCAUGUGCUGUCCCAGCAGUCCUUGCUCCUAAGAAAGAAGGUACUUGGAGAUUAUGUACAGAUUCUAGAGCCAUUAAUAAGAUUACUAUUAGAUACCGGUUUCCCAUGCCUAGAAUGGAAGAUCUCAUGGAUUGUUUAGGGGGUGCAAAGUACUAUUCUAAGAUUGAUCUUAAAAGUGGUUAUCAUCAAAUCCGGAUAUGUGAAGGGGAUGAAUGGAAAACCACUUUCAAAACUAAUGAGGGUUUGUUUGAAUGGAUAGUUAUGCCUUUUGGUUUAUCCAAUGCUCCUAGUACUUUCAUGCGUUUAAUGAAUGACAUGCUGAAACCUUUUCUUCAUCAAUUUGUUGUUGUAUAUUUGGAUGAUAUUCUAAUUUUUAGUGGCAGCAAAGAGGAACAUUUGCAGCAUUUGGAUCAGGUCUUAAGGAAGCUUCAUGAAGAAGGCUUGAGGAUAAACUUGGAGAAGUGCUCAUUCAUGCAAGAUGAACUUGUGUUCUUGGGUUUUGUAAUUUCAAAAGGCAGUCUGAAAAUGGAUCCUUCAAAGGUAGAAGCCAUUCUAAAUUGGCCAGCACCUACUACAGCCACAGAGGUAAAAAGUUUUCAUCGUUUAUGUAGCUUCUAUAGAAAGUUUAUUGGAAACUUUAGUGGUAUUUGUGCUCCACUUAUUGAUACUAUUAAAGGUGGAAGAAAAUGUGUUUUCCAAUGGACUAAAGAGGCCAAUGAAUCUUUUGAAUUGCUGAAAAAGAAAAUAUCAGAACAGCCAGUACUUGUUUUACCGGAUUUUUAUAAGGUUUUUGUUGUUGAAUGUGAUGCUAGCAAUAAGGCUAUUGGUGGGGUUCUUAGUCAAGAUGGUAGACCCGUAGCCUUCUUUAGUGAGAAAUUAAAUGAAGCAAAACAAAAAUAUUCUACUUAUGAUCUUGAACUUUAUGCUAUGGUUCAGUCAUUAAGAAAAUGGAGGCAUUAUCUUUUAUCAAAAGAGUUCAUUGUUUUUACGGAUAACCAUGCACUUAGUUUUCUGAAUAGACAAGAGAAACUUAACCAUAGACAUGUCAAGUGGAUGGAGUUUUUGCAGGCCUAUACUUUCAGCAUUAAACAUAAGAAAGGGGUUACUAAUAAGGUGGCGGAUGCUUUGAGUAGAAGGACACUUGCCAUUCAGUCUAUGCAAUUGGAAAGUGCUGGUUUAGAGGCUAUGGCAUCCAUGUAUGCUACGGAUGAAGAUUUCAAGGAAAUUUAUCAGGAGGUAGUACGUUUGCAUGGUUUGCCUUUGUCAAUCAUAUCCGAUAGAGAUCCUAAGUUCUUGGGUCAUUUUUGGAGAACUUUGUGGAAGAAGUUGGGGACUAAUGUUUGUUUAUCUUCAGCAUAUCACCCUCAAUCUGAUGGGCAGACUGAGGUCAUCAAUCAGUCCCUUGGUAAUCUUUUACGGUGUUUGACACAGGAACAUGGUGUAAGUUGGGAUUCAGUUUUGGCUCAGGAUGAGUUUUCCUAUAAUGAUUCAGUGAACCAUAGUACCAGGAAGACUCCAUUUCAAAUUGUUUAUGGUGUUCAUCCUCGUGGCAUUUUGGAGUUAAGGGAUGUUAAUUGUUUGGAAAAGCCUAGUGCUUUGGCUAAUGAUUUUGUUAAUGUUAUGAAGGAUAUUCAGGAUUCGGUUAAGAAAGAAAGGCUACCUAAGGGUCAUUAUACAAAGCUUAUGGCCAAAAAUAUUGGACCUUUUAAAAUUCUCAAACGCAGUGGUCCUAAUGCCUAUCAUGUUGAUCUUCCUCCAGAUAUUCAUUUAUCACCUAUCUUUAAUGUUGCUGAUCUAUAUUUGUAUAAAGGUCCUAUUGAUAAUUCUGUGAAUGUAGGUGCUGCUGAUUCUCUUGUUGAUGCACAGCUUUCAGCUCUUCCUAAGUGGAAAUCCAGACCAGUUGAAGAUGCUACAUGGAUGUCUACUGACGCUAUUGAGAAGUUGGGUUUUUCUGUUCCAGCAGUCCCAACUCAAGGGACUUGA
This is a messenger RNA of Cryptomeria japonica (Japanese cedar), 3567 nucleotides long. RefSeq lists its product as uncharacterized. The transcript has 5 exons. Gene Ontology annotation, molecular function: zinc ion binding; nucleic acid binding. The record is from RefSeq and is a predicted model, not a curated record. Lineage: Eukaryota; Viridiplantae; Streptophyta; Pinopsida; Cupressales; Cupressaceae. Bases 1 to 3567 code for a protein of 1188 amino acids. Gene Ontology annotation, biological process: DNA integration.